UCAUGAACGCCUCACUGCUCAUUUGCAUAGCACUCAUACGUCACUUGUCUGUUGGCGCGAAGUUGUUUUGGCGUGCAGGGGUCUGCUGUUACCUAAUUUUCACAUUGUUUACAGUGCUUUUUACAAGUGGACAUUUACCAUAGAAGACACAAAAUGAUCGGACAGAAAACAAUUAAUUCAUUCUUUUCACCGGUCUCCAAAAAGAGGGUUUCGGCUCACUUCUCACCUGCUCUGCGUUGUGCACAAUUGACUAAAAUCAUGCAGCGGAAGAGAAAGUCUUCGGAGGUCGAACAGGAGCCCAGCAGCCCGGCGUCGUCGCCGCUAUCUCAACAGCAGCUGGAUACCAUCGCCCGUAACAAGAAGGCAGCGCUGGAGAAACUCUCUUCCGGUCGCAUUCCCCCUGGGAUUGGAGAAAGCUGGAAAACUGCACUGGCUGCUGAGUUUGGAAAACCCUAUUUCAAGCAGUUGAUGCAGUUUGUUGAUGAAGAGAGGAAACAUCACACUGUUUACCCUCCUGCUGAGCAGGUUUUCACUUGGACACAGAUGUGUGACAUCCAUGAUGUUAAAGUGGUGAUCCUUGGUCAGGACCCAUAUCAUGGUCCAAACCAAGCCCAUGGGUUGUGUUUCAGUGUCAAAAGACCUGUGCCGCCCCCUCCCAGUUUGGAGAACAUGUACAAAGAGCUGGUGAGUGACAUAGAAGGCUUUCAGCACCCCAGGCAUGGAGAUCUGACUGGCUGGACCAAACAAGGCGUGUUAUUGCUCAACGCCGUGCUGACUGUACGAGCACACCAGGCCAACUCUCACAAGGACAGAGGCUGGGAGACGUUCACUGACGCGGUGGUACAGUGGCUCAGCAACAACCAGGAGGGCCUGGUCUUCAUGCUGUGGGGGGCCUACGCUCAGAAGAAGGGCGCCACCAUUAAUAGAAAACGUCACCACAUCCUGCAGGCCGUGCAUCCCUCUCCUCUGUCGGCCCAUCGAGGAUUCUUUGGCUGCAAACAUUUCUCAAAGGCCAAUGAUCUGCUGAAGAAAUCUGGAAAGUCACCUGUUGACUGGAAGGCACUCUAAAGAUAUGCCCGCUUGAUCUAGGAUCAUCUGUAUUAACUACACCCCAAAUUAUCCUCUAUAAGCUUUUUCAAAGUUAUCUUUACAAGUUACACUAUCUACAUACACCGUUAUGCUAUGUUGCAAAGUUACUUUAUAGCCUUUUGUCAUGGCUGCUGCAAUGCCCGUUUCUUUUAUUUCUUGUUUUUCUGUAGUUUGUGUUGUAAAUAUGUGCUAUGUUGCCUUUCUUAAACAUUAAACAUUUCACUGAUUUGUUUUCACUAUUACAUUUAAAUGGCCUCCAACUUUUAUGAUA
Doryrhamphus excisus (bluestripe pipefish) is the source of this 1360-nucleotide messenger RNA. It is a transcript of the gene unga, whose product is annotated as uracil DNA glycosylase a. Gene Ontology annotation, cellular component: nucleus; mitochondrion. NCBI's taxonomy places the organism in Eukaryota, Metazoa, Chordata, Actinopteri, Syngnathiformes, Syngnathidae. Gene Ontology annotation, biological process: base-excision repair, AP site formation via deaminated base removal; base-excision repair. Gene Ontology annotation, molecular function: uracil DNA N-glycosylase activity. The record is from RefSeq and is a predicted model, not a curated record.